Molecule: messenger RNA, 896 nt
Organism: Brachypodium distachyon (stiff brome)
Lineage: Eukaryota; Viridiplantae; Streptophyta; Magnoliopsida; Poales; Poaceae
Exons: 3
Coding region: 84-512 (142 amino acids)
Biological process (GO): translation
Cellular component (GO): ribosome
Molecular function (GO): structural constituent of ribosome
Source: RefSeq, a predicted model, not a curated record
UCACCAUAGGUCGAAGCCAGUUUGUAAAGGGAAAAGUGGAAGCUAGCUAGGGUUUAACGUCGACGGCGAAGGCGACCAGGGCGAUGUCGUCGGCGAAAGCCCUUGCGCGUGCGGGUUCCUCCCUCCUUGGCCGUCUCCUUGCGUCACCAGCCCCGUCGUCUCUUCUGCGCCCCGGGCUCCCCCCUCCGUCCCUGCUCGCCAGGCUCCAGCCGCACGUCCCGCCAGCGGGGGCGUCGGUGGACGCCCACGACGCGGAUGCGGUCGCGAGGCUGACGUCGCUCCCCGGCGAGAUCUCCUUCCCCUGCGGCCUCCCCUCGCUCCGGUUCCUCAUUGACGACGGAAAAGAUCCUGUUGCUAAUGAACCUCUUGAGUUACUUCCUAAGAGAACUUACCAGCCCAGUACGAUCAAGCGGAAAAGAACCCAUGGGUUUCGUGCACGUAAAGCAACCACUGGUGGGCGUAAGGUGAUCGCCCGGAGAAUCGCCAAAGGCAGACACAAAAUUUCAUGGUAAUGAAAAUCCAUGAAUGCUCUGGGAGUUUUACUGCAGCUUGGAGUCAUCCGUGGUAUGAACAUCUUGGAGCUUACAAUAUCUGCAUCCUCACCUCCAAGGCAUAGUCAGAGCAGAAUCAGAGACUAUAUCUAAAUUUCUUUACGAAACGAACGUUCAUUCCACUUAAUAAACAUGGCCAAGGGUUUGCCCGUCCAUGGUUUACUGCGCUUGGGGCUAAGUAGCACACAUGGAUAGUUGUUGGCCCUCUGUCUUGUAUCUCCAUGUUGUCUUUACUGUCUGUGGUACUCUCCCUGAGGUUAUUUCUGACCAUGCCUUUCAGCUUUUGAAACUUUGUUAUGGGAUUCUAGUACUAUAGUACUGAGUGAGAUACGGUUACCAGCCUGA